GGCGAUGCUGUAUUUUCACAGAGCAGGUUCUGAAGCUCCGCGCCUGCUGCUCUGGCUUCUGCUCCUCGCAGCCUGGCGGGCAGGGAGCGGCCAGCUGCGCUACUCGGUCCCCGAGGAGGCCAAACACGGCACGUUCGUGGGCCGCAUCGCGCAGGACCUGGGGCUGCAGCUGGCCGAGCUGGUGCCGCGCCUGUUCCGGGUGGCGUCCAGGGGCGGCGCGGACCUGCUGGAGGUGAAUCUGCAGAAUGGCAUCUUGUUCGUGAAUUCUCGGCUGGACCGUGAGGAGCUGUGCGGGCGCAGCGCGGAGUGCAGCGUGCACCUGGAGGUGCUGGUGGAGCGUCCUCUGCAGGUGUUCCACGUGGAGGUGGAGGUGAGGGACAUCAAUGACAAUGCGCCUGUGUUCUCCCGGCCAGAACAGAGAUUGUUUAUUUUAGAGUCAAGGCUGCCAGGUUCUUUGUUUCCAGUGGAGGGCGCAUCGGACUUAGAUAUCGGAGCCAAUGCAGAGCUGAGGUACAAACUAAACUCCAAUGAGUAUUUUGACUUGGAUGUUAAAUCAAAUGAAGAAGGGACCAACAUGUUAAAGCUGGUGUUGAAGAAACCUUUAGAUAGAGAAGAAACCCAAGAACAUCGUUUAUUACUGACUGCAGUGGAUGGAGGGAGACCAGAACUCACAGGUACCGUUCAGUUAUUGGUCAGUGUGCUGGAUGCCAAUGACAAUGCUCCAGAAUUCGAUAAACCUGUUUAUAACAUCAGGCUGUUGGAAAAUACUCCCAAUGGCACAUUAGUGAUUAAACUAAACGCCUCAGAUGCAGAUGAAGGCAUCAAUAAGGAAAUUGACUAUUUCAUUAGUAACCUUGUGCUUGAGGAGGUAAAAUCGAAGUUUGUAAUUAAUUCUGAGAGUGGCGAAAUAAGAGUGAGGGGAGACUUGGACUACGAGGAGUACAAUUUGUAUGAAAUUAAUGUUGAUGCUGUGGAUAGAAGUACAUUUCCACUGACGGGACAUUGCAAAGUAAUAGUGAAACUGCUGGACGUGAAUGACAACACUCCGGAACUGACCAUCACCUCACUUUUCCUGCCUGUCAAAGAGGACGCCCCACAGGGCACCGUCAUCGCCCUCAUCAGCGUGUCCGACCGCGACUCCGGCCCAAACGGACAGGUCACCUGCUCCCUCGAGCCCCACGUGCCCUUCAAGCUGCUGUCCACCUACAAGAACCACUACUCGCUGGUGCUCGACAGCGCCCUGGACCGCGAGAGCGUGUCUGGCUACGACGUGGUGGUGAGAGCGCGCGACGCGGGCUCGCCCCCGCGCUGGGCCAGCGCCAGCGUGCGGGUGGAGGUGGCCGACGUGAACGACAACGCGCCCCAGUUCGCGCAGGCCGAGUACACGGUGUUCGUGAAGGAGAACAACGCGCCGGGCUGCCACAUCUUCACGGUGUCGGCGCAGGACGCGGACGCGCAGGAGAACGCGCGCGUGUGGUACUCGCUGGUGGAGCGUCGCGUGGGCGGGCGUGCGCUGUCGAGCUACGUGUCUGUGCACGGCGAGAGCGGCCGCGUGUACGCGCUGCAGCCGCUGGACCACGAGGAGCUGGAGGUGCUGCGCGUGGAGGUGAGCGCGCGCGACGCGGGCGCGCCUUCGCUGGGCAGCAACGUGACGCUGCAGGUGUUCGUGCUGGACGAGAACGACAACGCGCCCUGGCUGCUGGCGCGCGGCGCGGGCGGGCCUUUGGGGGCGGCUGUGGCUGCGAGCGAGCUGGUGCCGCGGUCGGCGGGCGCGGGCCACGUGGUGACGAAGGUGCGCGCGGUGGACUUGGACGCGGGCUACAACGCGUGGCUGUGGUUCGAGCUGCAGGCGGCGUCUGCGGGCGGCGCGCGCUGCCCGUUCCGCGUGGGCCUGUACACGGGCGAGAUCAGCACGACGCGCGCCCUGGACGAGCUGGACGCUGCGCGCCAGCAGCUGGUGGUGCUGGUGCGGGACCACGGCGAGCCGGCGCUCACGGCCACGGCCACGGUGCUGGUGUCGCUGGUGGACGGCGGUCAGGCGGCGCCGUCGUGGUCGCGGGCGUCAGUGGCGGCGUCCUCGUCGGCGGGCGCGCUGGGUGGUGCGUCGUCGCUGGUGGACGUGAACGUGUACCUGGUGGUGGCGAUCUGCGCGGUGUCGAGCCUGCUGGUGCUGACGCUGGUGGUGUGGGCGGCGGUGCGGUGCUCGUCGGGUGCAGCGUCGGCGGAGGGCGCGUGCGUGUCGGGUCCGGCGGCGGCGGCGGCGGCGGCGCUGGUGUGCUCGAGCGCGGUGGGGAGCUGGUCGUGCUCUCAGCGGAGGCGGCAGCGGGUGUGCUCUGGGGAGGGCCCGCCCAAGGCCGACCUCAUGGCCUUCAGCCCCAGCCUUCCUCAUGGUCCUGCCUCCAGCGAGAACGACAACGUGAGUUUUUAA
Messenger RNA from Ochotona princeps (American pika), 2428 nucleotides. Its product is annotated as protocadherin alpha-5-like. The coding region runs from base 5 to 2428 and encodes 807 amino acids. Gene Ontology annotation, cellular component: plasma membrane. The transcript has a single exon. Lineage: Eukaryota; Metazoa; Chordata; Mammalia; Lagomorpha; Ochotonidae. Gene Ontology annotation, molecular function: calcium ion binding. Gene Ontology annotation, biological process: homophilic cell-cell adhesion. The record is from RefSeq and is a predicted model, not a curated record.